GUGAAAAUCGGCCACUUUCUUCUUCCUGUUUGCCCAAAAAUCUCUUCCACAGUAAUUUAAUUCUUAUUUUUACCUCAACUCCCCAUGCUCGCCUCAUCCACUCGGCGGAUGAAAGACCGCAACGGAGGAGACGACGGAGUCGCCUCCGCCGUCAAAGUCGCCGCUCGUCGACCUUCCAAAUCUCUAACCCCUGCUUCAAGUUCCGACAAAAUCCCUAGCGCCGCAGCUCUCCGUAAAUUGUCUGCUGAGAAAGAGAAUCGGAGAUCCACGUCACGUGGAGCUGCUACGGCCGCGACUCAGAGACCUGCUGUUCGAUCCCUGCCCCGCGUUGACAAGGCAUCGCUGGCGGGGGUAGGAAGCGGACUUGAGAGCCGUGACCGGAAGUCCACGUCGUCUGUCCCUCGAGGUAGGAGCUCUAGCCCUUCUAAUUUUACUAGGGUGUUAUCGGAUACCCGAAAAGAUAGGUGUUCCGUGGAUCGGGUUGUUAAGGGGCCUGUCGCAGAACCUGAUCGCUCUGCUUUCAGUGGGAGCAGGGGCCUGAAAGUUGCUAAUCAGGCAAAAGGAUAUCGAGAUUCGAGCAUCAAAGGAAGCGCGCAGGUUGGCAGUAAAGCAAAAUUUCGAGGGGAUACUGACGAAAGUGCAGCAAAGAGUUUGCAUUCAGAGAUUAAGAGUAGAAAUGGCGGAGUAAUAGAAAGCAAAGCCGGGGGAAGUGAAAAUAAUAAAUCUUUCGCGAAAUCAAGUGUAAUUAAAGAUAGUGGAGAUCUGCAGAUUUAUGGUGAGGAGGUUAAUUCUGAAUCUGAGUCAAAAAAGCAGACCGAUAUCGGUGCUGGUGGGCACCGAGGGCAAUGUUCUACUGGUUUGGAAAAGACUUGCAAUGAUAUAAAUUCAUGUUUUAUUGAAGUUGGUGGAAAAUCGGCUAGUAAAGCCAAGGUUUUGGAAAUUCCAAAACAGAAGGAAUCGGAAAAUGAAUGUGCCAGUGGUGGAGUUACUUGUAAAUAUCCUAGCAGGCUUCAUGAGAAGCUUGCUUUUCUAGAAGGAAAGGUCAAGAGAAUAGCGUCAGAUAUUAGGAGGACCAAGGAGAUGCUGGAUUUGAAUAACCCUGAUCAAUCAAAGAUCAUACUUUCAGAUAUCCAAGACAAAAUCUCAGGUAUUGAGAAAGCAAUAGAUCACGUAGCUGGUGAUUCAAAUGCUAAAAUAGGGUUCUUGGAAAGCAAUGUAAAUGAUGAUAAGGAACCUAAUGUGGUUUUUGAUAGCCAAAAUAAGCAAGUUGACAAGGGUAAACGCGGGGUCAAAGAAUUAAACAGCGAGGAAUUGGAAGCUAGAUUAUUUCCCCAUCGCAGGUUACUUCAGAAUCGAACAUCGAAUAAAGCAUCGUCGGAAAACUGCUUAAGCAAUGAAUCCAUGAAAAAGCAACAUUAUAUUUCAGCAAUGGUCGAAGGAAAAGUGCUAAGCCCUAUUGAAGAGAGCAAGAUAGCACAAGAGUUCUUGGCUAACCUUAAUAAAGGGGCAACUAACGUCAAAUCAACAGAUGGAAAAGCUGAUAUGAAGUAUUGUGGAGUUAAAGAAACAGGCACGGAUGACUCUGCUAAAACAAAAGACUCUUCCUCCACCUUCAAUCAAAAGUGUGAUGUUGAGCUCCUUCUUACAACUGAUGAGAAGCUUGAAGAGUUUGAUGAUCAGGAGAGCAGGCAAGGGCUAUAUAUUGAUGAAGAGACAGAAGAUGAUUUCAUUUAUUCACUGAAUGGUAUAGGAAAUAAAACGGCCGUGGGAGGCUGGUUUGUGUCUGAAGGGGAGGCUGUCCUCAUUGCUCAUGAUGAUGGUUCGUGUUCAUAUUAUGACAUUGCGAAUCGUGAGGAGAAGGCUUUAUAUAUGCCACCAUCUGGAGUUUCACCUAAUAUGUGGAGAGAUUGUUGGAUAAUUCGAGCUCCUGGUUCUGAUGGUUGCUCAGGAAGGUUUGUCAUAGCUGCAUCUGCUGGCAAUACUAUGGAUUCGGGAUUUUGCUCUUGGGAUUUUUACACCAAGGAUCUCCGCGCUUUCCAACUAGAGUUUGGAACAGCUACCUCAAGGACUGCACUUCGACCCUUGGCCAAUAACGUUGUGCAGAGAAGAAAUUCUGGAUCUGGCAACUUGGCUACUGAAGCUAGGCAAUGGUGGUAUAAACCUUGUGGACCUCUGAUUAUCUCCACUGCAAGCUCUCAGAGAGCUGUAAAAGUUUUCGAUAUUCGUGAUGGAGAACAAAUCAUGAAAUGGGAGGUUCAGAAGCCCGUUCUUACAAUGGAAUAUUCCAGCCCUUUGCAAUGGAGAAACAGAGGAAAAGUUGUGUUAGCCGAAACAGAAACGAUUUCUUUGUGGGAUGUGAACUCACUUAGUCCUCAAGCCUUGCUGUCUAUUCCUUCAUCUGGGCCAAAAAUUUCUGCUCUUCAUGUGAGCAAUACAGAUGCAGAGCUGGGUGGAGGGGUUCGGCAAAGGGUGAGCUCAUCAGAAGCUGAAGGAAAUGAUGGUGUGUUCUGCACUUCAGACGCUAUUAAUGUCCUGGACUUCCGCCAGCCAUCUGGUGUGGGUCUCCGGAUAUCAAAACAUGGGGUGAAUGUUCAGUCAAUUUUCUCACGAGGAGACUCCGUCUUUCUCGGUUGCUCAACUUCAAGUUCCAUUGGCAAGAAGCAGUCCUCGUCGAUGGUGCAACAAUUCUCAUUGCGCAAACAAGGGCUCUUCAGCAGCUAUGCUCUGCCAGAAUCCAAUGCACAUUCCCACCACUCUGCAGUUACACAGGUUUGGGGAAACUCUAACUUCGUUAUGGGCGUCUGUGGGCUUGGAUUGUUUGUGUUUGAUGCACUGAAAGAUGAUCCCGUGCGAGCUUUCAAUAUGGAUUCCACAAACACUCAGAGGGUCAACCAAGUCAUUGGCCCAGAUAACUUGUAUUGGCCUUCCUUUGAUUAUUUGGGCUCUCGUGCUCUCCUCAUAUCAAGAGAUCGACCAGCUAUGUGGAAGCAGCUCUCGUAGUUUUGGUGCAUUUCUCAUGUUACAAAGAGAAAUCUACUUGGGGAUUCAGAAAGCAUUUGCUUUUGCUGCUUCCCUUUCCCCCCUAAUAAGUCAAGUGAAGUUAAAUUCCCUACUAUACUGUUUAGAGUUGCUAAAUUUAGGUUUUGGAUUGGAGGGGAUGCUGUAAAAUAUAUGGAUGUUUUUUGUGCAAGCUUUGAAAGACUAGACCUAGUGUUUAUGUGUUUUUUGAAUUCACGAGCGCCCUGAAAUUCUUUGUUAA
Messenger RNA from Prosopis cineraria, 3259 nucleotides. Its product is annotated as KIN14B-interacting protein At4g14310. The coding region runs from base 85 to 3000 and encodes 971 amino acids. The transcript has 3 exons. Gene Ontology annotation, molecular function: protein binding. The record is from RefSeq and is a predicted model, not a curated record. Lineage: Eukaryota; Viridiplantae; Streptophyta; Magnoliopsida; Fabales; Fabaceae.